Molecule: messenger RNA, 1331 nt
Organism: Chironomus riparius
Lineage: Eukaryota; Metazoa; Arthropoda; Insecta; Diptera; Chironomidae
Source: the annotation of a GenBank genome assembly
AAAACGGAUAAAAGUCAAGCAGAUAAUCUGUCAGUCGUCAACUCAGUCAAGACGAUAGAAAAGAAUAUUUUUUGUUAUUUUGGGGUUUAAAUCAUUAAUUAAAACAUUUAAUAUGAUUCCGGAGAAUAUAUUCUAGGCGAAGAAAUUUACAUCUUUAAGUAACAAAAAAAGAAUAAUAAGAUAUUAAAUAAAUAAAGCAAUUAUUUAAAAUGGCAUCUGAUCAGAGAUCAAUUUCUGGCAGUCAUUCUGUUCCAUUUAGCAGAGACUCUGUAGACGCCUUUCAGGAUAUGACUGCUUUCACUCCUCCACCUGAUAGUUGGCUAGCUCGUUAUCCGAAAACUGUAAACACACAAACAUCCAAGAAAGAAGAUAAGACAUCGUCAUCAUCAUCAUCAUCAGUAACAACAAAAACAACAACCGAAAAGAAAGAUAUUAGUCACACGAAGAAAUUUAAAGUACCAGAAGCAAAUCAGUUGGACGAUACUUGCAAGAGAUACAUAGAAACAAGUGAAAUUCCAAUAAAAUCAAAUAAAUCUCUUGGAACUGACGAUCAUUUCAAGUCUGCUGUUUGCUCAAAGAAUCUUUUAAAAGCUUGCGAGAAACUUAUGACAAAAAGGGAUUAUUUGGGUUCUGCUAGUGAAUUAAAUGACGAUGACUUUGAUGCAGAACUUUCAUUGAUGAACGAACAGAGUCGUAUGGAAUUUUAUAGACACAAAUACGGAAAUAGACGUGAUUCACAAUCUUUACCAGCAUCGCCAAGAAUGGAACGAAAAACUCAAGGAGCCGUUACUCACAAUCCAUACUUUACAGUUACAAAACAAGAAGCAUCAAGACCUGAUACGAGCAUAUCUUUCUUGGCUAAUCUUUUUGGAUUAACGGCUGUUAAGCCAAAAGAAGCUCAAGCUAAUCUUGCUCAAAAAUAUGAAUCCACAAAUGCUUCAAUGUUUAAUGGAGGUGACAAACAACAACAGCAGGGAACUAAAAGCAGUCGCCAAAUGACACCUAAUCCACAUCCUUAUCGUGAAAUGAAUAUUUUUUCUCCUACAUCCAUGUAGAAUGUUUAUCUGAACUUUCUGUCUUUUUUUCUUAUAUUUUUCAGUAUAUCCAACCUGUGAAAUAUUUCAAAAUUAUUAUUUUUUUUUGUUUCUACCUUAUAUCCACUAUACUUAAUCAAUCACAGCAGUUCGAAACAUAUUUAACUUUCCAAUUCUUUAAAGUAAUAUAGUAGUAUUAACAGUUAUUAUUUUUGAUUUGUAGAAGUAGAAGACGAUUUCGGUAAAGACAUUUUUAUUACUGUGUAAAUAUGUUUUAAUUGUGUACGAAACUAUGGA